Messenger RNA from Zasmidium cellare ATCC 36951, 927 nucleotides. RefSeq lists its product as uncharacterized. NCBI's taxonomy places the organism in Eukaryota, Fungi, Ascomycota, Dothideomycetes, Mycosphaerellales, Mycosphaerellaceae. The coding region runs from base 1 to 927 and encodes 308 amino acids. The transcript is spliced from 4 exons. The record is from RefSeq and is a predicted model, not a curated record.
AUGCCCUCCAAACCUAUUGAAUUCAAGACGAUUGACCGCACUACUUUGCGGGGACACCUCUACACCCCCUCCUCCAGCCACAAUGCCACCGGCAAACCCCUCCCCUGCCUCGUAAUGGCGCACGGCUGGUCCUGCGUCCAAGAAAUGGAACUCCCCAGCAUCGCCGAACACCUCACCUCCACGCUCCCCCUCGCGGUGCUAACCUACGACCACCGCAAUUUCGGCGCUUCAGAUUCCCGCGCAGGCGAUCCGAGGAGGGAGAUUGUGCCGGCGGAACAGGUGAACGAUUUGAACGAUGCGGUGACGUUUGUGGGCGGGUUGGAGGGGAUUGAUGCGGAGAGGGUGGGCGUUUGGGGGUAUUCGUAUGCUGGGGGGCAUGCAAUUUGUGCGGGGGCGGCGGAUCCGAGGGUGAGGGUUGUUGUGGCUACGGCGCCGGUGGUCAGUGGUUGGGGACAAGCGCAGAGGGUGAUUCCUCCAGGCUCAAGAGAGGCGGUUUGGGGGGCGUUCGCGGCGGAUCGCAAAGCAAGAGUCGACGGCGCCGAACCAGCACGCAUACCAGUUGUCUCUGAAGAUCCUGCUGCACCCUGUACGAUGCCAUCGCGAAGCGCACACGCGUGGUUUUCGAAGUGGGAGGGAAAGAGUUCCUGGGUAAACGAUCUCACAGUUCGAACGUCCUGGAUGGGAGCGUAUAUGGAGCCUGCUGGCGUCAUUCAAUACAUCAGUCCACGAUCUCUGUUGAUGCUGGUAGCCGAGACGGAUUGCGAAGCGCCGGUCGAGCUCGCUAUCGAUGCGUUUGAGAAGGCGAAGCAACCGAAACAGCUUGAGAUCCUUCCAAGAUGUGGGCAUUUCGACAUAUUCGACGGCCCGGUGUUUGAGAGGUUAUUGAAAGUGACCGUGGAAUUCUUGCAAGAGCGACUAUUGUCGUGA